Molecule: messenger RNA, 1598 nt
Organism: Capsella rubella
Lineage: Eukaryota; Viridiplantae; Streptophyta; Magnoliopsida; Brassicales; Brassicaceae
Exons: 2
Coding region: 270-1433 (387 amino acids)
Source: RefSeq, a predicted model, not a curated record
UCUUUUACUUGUAACGAGAACCCUUUAUUAAAAAAAAUCUUUACUUUAUCCUUAUUCUUAUCUGCAAAAUUCCUUCUUGUUCCUUAGAUUAUGGGUUUUUUUGUUCCUCGAGAAAGUUGAUUGCUUUCUUGGAAUCCAUGUAUGGCCUUUCUCUUUGUUGUUUUUAAAGGAACCGUCUGCGUUAAAUAUUUUUAGUAACUUAGUGAGUUGAUUAAGCAAUCUUGGCCGUAAUCAAGUUUGCAGCUUUUUGCUUGAGAUCAGAUCCUGUUAUGGAGUCUCCACAAUCUGAGACAUCAAUCGUCAAUGGUAGUAUCCAUAUGAAUGGCAGUGGUGAAACCAGAACAAAGAAUCCGGUCAUGUCCUCUAGUUCAGACAGUUUCGUUGGUGUGCUUGAGGUUUUUGUUCACCAAGCUAGAGAUAUCCAGAACAUUUGUAUCUAUCAUAAGCAAGAUGUGUAUGCUAAGCUUUCUCUCACAAGCGAUCCCAAGACCUCCUUGUCCACCAAGAUCAUCAAUGGUGGAGGGAGAAACCCUGUUUUUGACGACACCCUUCAGUUUGAUGUGAAGAAUCUGGAUUGUUCGCUUAAGUGUGAGAUAUAUAUGAUGAGCCGCGUGAAGAAUUAUCUUGAGGAUCAGUUACUUGGAUUCAGUCUUGUACCUUUGUCUGAAGUGAUUGUGAGGAAUGGGAAGCUGGAGAAAGAGUUCUCUCUUUCUUCAACUGAUUUGUAUCACUCUCCUGCAGGAUUUGUUGAGCUGUCGCUGUCGUAUGCAGGAGAUUUGCCUGAGGUAAUGCACAUUCCUGCGGUUCCAACAGCGGAUGAGACCGAGUUGGCUCCUAUCGAGUUUGAUGAAAAUGAGUUUCUGGAUCCAAAGAUUGUAUGUGAAAACAAUCAAAUGGUGUCCAAGUACUUUUCUACUACUUGUUCAGAUUCUGACGAUUUUGCAAGCUCUGAAACCGGCUUUGUGGAAGUAAACAGCAUCCUGUCUGCUGUUGUUGACACUGUUGAAGAAGCAGCCCCAACGAAUACUGUCUCAACAAAUGAAAUCUCUUCUCCAUCAACUGCAGUUAGUUCUGGCUCCUCGGGAACUCAUGAUGAUUCAAAGCAAUCAAGCGAAGGCAACAACUUAGGUUCAGUUAAAGAAGCAACGAAGGCAACAGAUAUCAUCGACAAUGGUGAUUUUGAUAAGACGGAUGACGAAGCCGUUGUGAAACCGGUUCUGACAGUAAACAUUGAACCAGAGCAACAGGUAGUGCAGCAAGAUAUUGUUGACAUGUACACGAAAAGCUUGCAGCAAUUCACUGAGUCACUGGCUAAGAUGAAACUCCCUUUGGACAUCGAUAGCCCGACUCAAUCUGAGAACUCAAGCUCCUCCCAGCAGACGCCAAAGAGUGCUAGCUCUCGUGUUUUCUAUGGGAGUAGAGCCUUCUUCUGAAGCUCGGUAAUCAUCUCAAGUUUGGCAUCAGAAGUAGCAAGUAGUGAAAGUGUAAUAACUAAUAAGUUAAAAGUAGACUAUCCAAAAUGUGUAACUAUCUUCCUUUGAUGCCUUUAGCUUUUCUUGUUAUCUGCAACGUUUCUAAUUCAGUACUAUAGUUUCCCA